This is a messenger RNA of Vollenhovia emeryi, 1240 nucleotides long. RefSeq lists its product as uncharacterized. Bases 54 to 524 code for a protein of 156 amino acids. The transcript has a single exon. The record is from RefSeq and is a predicted model, not a curated record. NCBI's taxonomy places the organism in Eukaryota, Metazoa, Arthropoda, Insecta, Hymenoptera, Formicidae.
AGGAAAUAGUUUUAAGCAUUAAUAGUAAUAUUAGUAUUGAAAAUGAGGAAAAUAUGAAUGAAAGGAACGAAACACAGGAAUGGGAAGAUUUCGACGCCGUGACAGAAGAAGAGUUAAGACAGAUAAUACAAGAAAUGGCCAUAAAAACUGGGACUGAGGAGGGAAUAUCGACACUAGUACUAAAGGAGAUCUACGAAGUAAUAAGUGAAGAGUUCUUAAAUGUAAUCAAUUCCUCACCGAAAGAAGGGAUAUGCCCUAAAGAAUGGAAGAUAUCGACUGUUACACCCAUACCAAAAGUGUAUAACACACUGAAAGCAAGCGAAUACAGACCGAUUAAUGUACUACCGACAUAUGAAAAAGUAUUAGAACUCAUAGUAAAGAAACAACUUGAGAAAUUUAUAGAAGCUAAUAAAAUACUUAUAGAACAUCAAUCAGGAUUUCGAAAGGGCCAUUCAUGUUAUUCGAGAUCGAACGUUCGGCUCGAUCUCUCCUUCUGGAAUCUUCGCGCGAGAGGAAGAUUCUAGAAAAUAGUUUAUAAGUAUUAUCACAAUAGGGGGUCUCCUUGGAUGGUUGUCGUAAUGUCACGAGCGGUAUAAGGAGAUCCCCUUGAGUGAAUAUUGUCGAGCGAGAACGAUCGCCUCUCUUAGCGAGUCAAUAUUCCCUUUGUCUCCGAGUUUUUCUAAACACAUGAAAUAGGAGGAUGAAAAUAAACCGUCGACUUUCGACGAGACCGGGCCGUCAGCUGAGCCCCGCGUGUUUCGAAGGAAAGCGGUAGAUACCAAAACAGCUGAUUGCCCGGUCGAGCGGUCGCCGACCUGAAAACUGUCUCGCUCAUUGGCCAACCCCCCCGCGGUUGGGCUUAAGAUUUCCGUUAUUUCGGGGAAUCGCGGAGUGUAUAUAAGCUCCCGAAUUUGCGCGGGCGGCGCACUCGAUCAGAAGUUUUCCGGAGACAGUGUGUAAUCUCGAAAGCCUGAAAGUUGAUUGCUCGUCAUCUUUACCAGGCGCGAACGAUUCGACGCUAGUUCGGUCGCGAUUGUGUGCCGAGGCAUUUAAACCUCUUCCGACGAAACGCGUGACGCGAAACACGUUGUGAAGAAGUGCACGUGACGCGGUUUUUCUGUAGCCGCUCGCGAACGCGCCGGUUUCUUGCUGCUCUAGCAUUCCGCCGCGUAAUCUCUGUAUAAAAAACAAAACCAUCAAAAAGAAAUCCGCCUAAAAAACAUUGAAUUUUCUAAAUAAU